Ixodes scapularis (black-legged tick) is the source of this 1491-nucleotide messenger RNA. RefSeq lists its product as uncharacterized. Gene Ontology annotation, molecular function: nucleic acid binding. Gene Ontology annotation, biological process: DNA integration. The transcript has a single exon. NCBI's taxonomy places the organism in Eukaryota, Metazoa, Arthropoda, Arachnida, Ixodida, Ixodidae. The coding region runs from base 189 to 1352 and encodes 387 amino acids. The record is from RefSeq and is a predicted model, not a curated record.
UUUGUUCCUUAAGAUUACUGUCCUUGCCGGUGGACAGUCGGGACAUCGCAAGAGAAACCGCACGAGACCCGUUGCUGAGGCGGGUGUACGACUACGUCUUGAAGGGGUGGCCUCCUUACGUGGGAGACCAAGCGCUGAAACCUUGGUUUCAACGUAACACGGAGCUGUCGGCACAACAGGGCUGCCUUAUGUUAGGACUGCGAGUGGUAGUGCCGGAAAAGCUACGGAGCGUGCUGCUGGACGAAAUCCAUGAAGGGCAUCCAGGAGUAGUGCGAGCCAAGGAGCUAGCUCGGAGUUAUUUUUGGUGGCCCUCAGUGGACCAGGAUGUGGAAAACCAUGUGAAGGCAUGUGAGCAGUGUCAGCAACAGCGUAAUCUGCCUACGCAAGCGCCUUUGCAUCCUUGGUCGUGGCCCACCAAACCAUGGCAGCGGGUACAUGUAGACUACGCUGGACCAUUUCGAGGAGCUAUGUUUUUGGUAAUUGUGGAUGCCCACUCAAAAUGGCCAGAGGUGUUUAUUAUGCAAGCGACAACCUCGGCAAAGACUAUUGAAAAGCUACAGGAGGUGUUUGCGCGUUUUGGAAUGCCCGAGACGUUGGUUUCUGACAACGGUACACAGUUUACGUCAAACGAGUUCAAGGACUUUCUAAAACGAAUCGGAACACGUCAUGUGUUAACAGCACCGUAUCACCCCAGUAGCAACGGCCUGGCGGAGAGAUUUGUGCAAACCUUAAAAUCGGCGCUGCGCAAGGGAGUUGCCUCGGAGCCACUGCAGCAGACCUUAGGAAAGUUUUUGCAAACCUACCGAAACAUUCCACAUGCAACAACGGGGGAGGCGCCAGCAGUUUUGUUUUUGGGAAGACGCCUUCGCACUAGACUGGAUGUUCUCAAGCCAUCUGUAGAAAGCAGAGUGGCCAGGCAUCAGUUCCGCCAGAUGUUGCAAAGAAGCUGCCGUACCCGAGAGUUUAAAAUAAAGGACCGGGUACGUGUGUGGAACCCCCAUCGCGGAGACAAGUGGCUAAAGGCAACUAUACUGUCAAGGAGCGGUCCUGUCUCGUACAAGCUGCGUGUGUACCGGGACCAUGACACAGUCAUCUGGCGACGCCAUCAGGAUCACAUUCGGCAGGAGGGGGACCAGGAAGUUGGAACGCCGGCGUCGCGGGAGGAAGAUGGAGCUAGCUUCAUACCGCAAGCUUUAAGUACAGCAAGCCAAGCGCAGCCUCCCCCUGCCAGCCCACCUACAAGUGCCUCAACGGACCCGGGGUCGACCAGUAUUUCAAGGCCUCGAACGCCGACUCAGCGCUAUCCAACAAGAGUGCGCUGCCCUCCUGAUCGUUAUUCACCGGGGGACUGACCUAAGGGGGACUUUCUCAAUCAAGUGCGGAAGAAUGUGGUGUUUGGCGGAGUGAGGUUCGGGUCGGGUCACCCUGGGUACAACGCCGCGGGGAACUCUGGGAUGGGGCACCCGGGCGGCGGGUAGUCUGUUGCAUUGA